CGAUUGAUUGAACUGAUAUUACGUCGUUCGUGUUCAUAUCUUUUGCCUGCUCGCUCUCUCAUACAUCUUUUAUUGACAGUCUGACUAAAUGUGUUUGUGAAUAUUAGUGACCUUUGAAUUGUGCUGAAAAUGUCAAAUAUUCGCACUAAUUCGCCGACCAUAUUUGCUCAUUGUGCUCACUGCAUACACAUCGUGAGACUAAUUUUAAUAAACACACAUACAUAUUUUUCUCCGUUUCGUUUUUUUUUUGUCGUAUACGCUGAACUAUCAUCUAUCGUUGAACCAUUUUUUUUUUCGUUAGUUCGAUCAAUCUUCAUUUCUUUAUCGAUGACAUCUUGAAAUAUCCAGGUAUUUUAUAUAGUCGAAUCCAUCCGAAAGCUUUUAAAGAAAAAAAAGUUAUAAGCGAAAAUAAUGUGGUGGCAGUGCAAAAUUGAACGCCCAACAACGACAGCAAAACAGAAUCAAAUAAGUGUGUAAAUAUUUUUUUUGUCGAUCAAAUUUCGGGAGUAGAGUGCGAGUUUGUCAGCUAAUAUCAAAGGCCUCAAAAUAUAUAUAUAUAUAUAUCUAGUUUAGUUUACGGUGUGUUCCGUUUUUGUGUGGAGACAUUGUGCAACAUUUGUUGUUGUUUUUCUUUUUCGUUUUGCUCUCGAUAUUUUUGUUUCUCUUCAAAACAAGUGGAUAAGAUUAUCAUCAAAAAAAUAAAUGUGUGCGUGAGUGUGAAAUAAUGGCAUUUUGUACACAUCAAUGUGGAAAAGCUCAUAAUCCACAGAUAGAGAGACAUUAAAGAGAAAAAGAGAGAAUACGAUUGAAUUGAGCCAACAGUGAACGGAUAAAUUUGCAAUAAUUUAAGCAGCUGCCGAUGGAAAUCAGCCGAAACGGUUAAGGAUAAUAAUCAAAGCAACAAAAAUAUAAAUAUUUUCGACGGCUAACCCAACACGUACAUAGCGAGCCGUAGAAAGACACGCAUGGAGCAAUGUGUUUAGUUAUCUGAAGCAAAGAAAGCGCACACAUCGAACCAAAAUUCAAGUGAUAGAUAGAAAGAGAGUGAGUGAGAGAGAGAGAGGAGACAAAAAGAACGAAAACAACCACCAGUGACAAUUCAGAGCUCACACAGCGUAUAACUGUGUAUGAUGGUACUUUGCGCGUUGUGACAAAAGCAAAGGAGGCAAAAAAAUAAAUAAAUAAAAUAAAACACAAAGCAAAAGAGAGAGACACACAGUAUUUUCAACGACAACAAGAUAAGAGCAAAUAAAAAUUUAUUACGACAAUUAGUCGACAUCGAACAAAAUUCGGCUGCAGCAGAUUGUCUACGUUCAUACGGAAUUCAAGCAUCGAAUGUAACGCUUGAUUGAGUUUCACAUCGUCAAUACAAUAUUCGCCCGAAACACAUUAUACUAAUUUUUCUCAUCGUGCAUCUAAUAAAAAGUAACAGUUGCGACCCAUUUCCAAUAAGAAAUUCUUGAAUACCGUGCGUGUUUGCGUCCGUGCAUUUGCCUUUGUGUACACAAACGAUAUAUACAAUAUAUAUACUACUAGUACUUUACAAAAUUUGAAGAGGGAAAAAAGAAAACAAUUUUGUCGCAUAUGGAGUCUUGUACAAUCAAUCAAAUUGUCGUCGCAUUAGCAACCAACACUCUCCGGCUAUCGAAAUUAAAAAACACACAUAUUUGCUUCGUCUCAACAUUUAUUUAACAAUAACCGCUUUUAUUUUCUUCGGUUCAGUUUUUUUUUUAAUUUUCGUUCGUUCGCAUUUUUUUUUUUGUUUAUCAAUCAAAUUUAUUUUCAAAAAAUAUUACAAUAUCGGAUUUAGAUCGGUUUUAUUUCGAAUGUGUGAAUGAGAUUCGGGUGCCAAAUUCACACUCUGCUUAGCUGCUUUUCUGUUGUUAUUGUACGAUUUUGUUUUGUAUUUCUAUUUCUUUUGUUCAUUGAAUCCAUCAAAACAUAUAAAUAAUAAUAACAACAACAAACACCAAACACUGUGUGUAUUGUAAUUAAACAGAAAACGACUAGAUAAAUAAUUUUGUUCAUACAUACGGUGUACUACAAUCGAUAAAAUAGCCGACACAAUGAGAGUGGUUGCAAUGGUGAGUGGGGGCAAAGACAGCUCCUACAACAUGAUGAAAUGUGUUGCCGAGGGUCAUGAGAUCGUCGCUCUGGCAAAUCUACAUCCCAAAGACAAAGAUGAACUAGACAGCUAUAUGUAUCAAACAGUUGGACACAUGGGCAUUACAAAGCUUGCCGAAGCGAUGGAAUUGCCAUUGUAUCGCAUGGAAACAAAGGGACAAUCGACUCAAACGGGAAAAUACUAUGUGCCAACUGAUGACGAUGAAGUCGAAGACCUUUACAACCUAUUGAAAAUGACCAAAGAUGAAGUGAAUGUUGAGGCCGUUGCAGUUGGUGCUAUAUUUUCUGAUUACCAGAGAAUUCGCGUGGAAAAUGUUUGUAUGCGCUUGAAUUUGGUGCCGCUCGCAUAUUUAUGGAGGAGAGAUCAGACUGAACUGCUGCAAGAGAUGAUAGAUUGUCAAGUUCAUUCAAUAAUAAUUAAGGUUGCAUCGUUAGGUUUAGUGCCAGAUCGUCAUUUAGGCAAAUCUUUGCGUGAACUUCAACCACAUCUCGAAAAGAUGAGAGAAAAAUACGGGUUGAAUGUAUGCGGUGAGGGAGGCGAAUAUGAAUCGUUUACCUUAAAUUGUCCACUAUUCAAGCAACAAAUUUGCAUCGAGGAUUUUCAGACGAUAAUCAGUUCAUCGGAUCCGGUGUGUCCGGUGGGAUAUAUAAAUUUCACGAAAUUGCGUUUAAUGGCAAAAUCUCGAGAAAAUGAAGCAGAAGUUGUGGUCAAAAAGUCAAUUGACUACAUAAGCGAUUUGAAUGAAUCGAGCUACAGUGACCUAAGCGAUCCGGAUUUGAGUGAAACCGAAUUGGAACACAUCGAAAUGGAAAAUCGAAUGAAAGAAUCGAUGAGCAAAGAAGAAAUUGCAAUUCUGUCACGAAGCAAUAGUUUGAGCCAAAGUGGUUCAUUAUUAUCGUCUCCAGUUCGAAUAAUUACGAAAAAACUGGUUGGUUCGGACGAAGAAUCUUCGGUGAAUGGUGGUGCCAGUGGUAGUUAUGCCACAAGAAAUGGUUUGCUUGAUGUAAACACAAACGAUGUGACCGACGGUUUGGCAUCAAAAAAUUUAACAUUAAAUUACGAUAUUGAACAACGACCGAUUGAAAAUAAGCCAAAUAUUGGUAUUAAUCCACGUGGUUGGAUGUGGAUUGCUGGAAUUCAAGGUGUUGGUGCCACAUCAGCGGAGGGAAUGCAAAAUGCUAUCGAUGCUCUUGUGAAAAUAGUUACUGAAAAUGGCUAUGAACUCAACAAUCUGUGUUAUAUUUCGUUGUACGUGCGCAGCAUGAAUGAUUAUGCUGAACUCAAUGACGUGUAUGUGAAGGCUUUCAAUUUUCAAAAUCCACCAUCACGCGUGUGCAUUGAGAGUCCACUUCCCGAUGGUUUGCAGGUGAUAAUGGAAGGCGUUGCAUUCAAACCACGAAACAGUGACAUCAACAAUCAACGCCAUACGAUGCAUGUACAAAGUAUUUCACAUUGGGCACCAGCCAAUAUUGGUCCAUACAGUCAAUCGACACGAGUCGGUGAAAUUACAUACAUUGCAGGUCAAAUUGCGCUUGUACCAGGUAGCAUGACGAUCAUCGAUGGUGGAAUUCGCCCUCAAUGCAAAUUAGCAUUACGACACAUUUCACGAAUUGCUAAAGCAAUGAACACACACGGACAAUUACGAGAUAUAGUACAGGGAAUUUGUUUUGUAACAAAUCCAAACCAUAUAGCCGAAGCGCGACGCCAAUUGGAACGUCGAACGACCAAUGCAAUUAUGGAUUAUAUUGUGGUGCCGGCAUUGCCACGAAAAGCACUGGUUGAAUGGCAAGUUUGGGCUCAUUCACACAACGACAAAUUCGACUACGAGGAAACUGGUUGUUCUGUUGGAGAUUACACGGUAUCUAGCCGACGUCGUUGGAACUAUGAGAAUAAUUGUGCAGCUAUUGUGUGUUAUGUUUCAACGGGUUUGGCGACAUCAUCAACUCAAUUGACCGAUUUAUCCGAUGACAUUAUCCAAAGACAUCAAAAACUAGCCAUUGGUCUUACCGUUGAUAAUGUCAACGACAUUCUCCAAUAUAUUGUAAAUAAAUUGCUUAAAUCCAAUGGUGUUCCAUCGGCGGAUUCAGCACAAAAGCAAUCAUCAUCAAAUCCAAGCAAUACUGGACUACCAGCCAUACAUUUGAAAGUAUUCUAUCAAGUCAGUGCAACGCCACCGAUUGGUCUCCUGACACGUUCAAUUGCCGAAUUCGCCGAACGAAUCAGUAAUCUAACAUCGAUAGCAUUCUCCGUAUUGCCGGCGAGCAGUUUGCACAAUUUCAGUACAUUUUUAUCGAUUUAUGGCAUUCGACAUUUAUAAUAGUUAUUAAGAGCAAAACAAUCAGAGCGUUACUAAAAAAACAUACCAAAUAAAUUUCGAGCGUUGCUUUUCAUAUUUGUCAUGCCACCAAGAUGGGAGAGAAAAGAGUUGCUGGCCAGUGAUAAGCGCUCUUCAAUGAUUUUCAUUGUGAAUGGA
Contarinia nasturtii (swede midge) is the source of this 4598-nucleotide messenger RNA. RefSeq lists its product as uncharacterized. NCBI's taxonomy places the organism in Eukaryota, Metazoa, Arthropoda, Insecta, Diptera, Cecidomyiidae. Gene Ontology annotation, biological process: protein histidyl modification to diphthamide. The transcript is spliced from 9 exons. The coding region runs from base 2067 to 4442 and encodes 791 amino acids. Gene Ontology annotation, molecular function: diphthine-ammonia ligase activity. The record is from RefSeq and is a predicted model, not a curated record.